Messenger RNA from Saprolegnia parasitica CBS 223.65, 3873 nucleotides. RefSeq lists its product as hypothetical. Gene Ontology annotation, biological process: transmembrane transport. NCBI's taxonomy places the organism in Eukaryota, Oomycota, Saprolegniomycetes, Saprolegniales, Saprolegniaceae. The transcript has 2 exons. The record is from RefSeq and is a predicted model, not a curated record. Gene Ontology annotation, cellular component: membrane. Gene Ontology annotation, molecular function: ATP hydrolysis activity; ABC-type transporter activity; ATP binding. Bases 28 to 3867 code for a protein of 1279 amino acids.
UUUGCAGCGUCCAGCGCACGUCCCAACAUGUCCGCCGCCGACACGACGUACGUGGCGCUGGCCUCCCCGCGCGACAAGGGCGACGCCGCUUCCAACCCGAAAAACACAACAACACCACCAACAACAACAACGCCAACGACAGCAUCGCUCAUUCCACUGUCCAAGCUCUUCCAGUACGCCGACGCAACCGACAAGGUGCUCAUGGUCACCGGCGCGCUGUUUGCGGCCGCGACCGGCAUCGCCCAGCCAGUGCAGAUCCUCUUCUUUGGCGACAUCAUCAACGCCUUCAACCCGAUUAACGGCGACGUCAUUGACGCCGACCUCUUCCGCCGUAGCAUCAACAGCGUCGUGCUCAAGUUUGUGUACCUUGGCCUUGGCGUUCUCUUCACCGCGUUUGGCCAAGUCGCUUGCUGGACGAUCUCGGCGUCGCGCCAGUCGAAGCGCAUUCGCCACGCCUACGCCAGUGCGAUUCUGCGCCAAGAGGUCGGCUGGUUUGACGUGAGCGAGCCGAUGACGCUCGCGACACGCGUGGUGGACACGACGCUCCUCGUGCAAAAUGGCAUCGGUCGCAAGAUCGGCGACGGUAUCAACUACGCGGCCAUGGGCGUUGGCUCGAUCGUCCUGGCCUUUGUGUACGGUUGGGAGCUCUCACUCGUGCUCUUUGCCUUGACGCCCUUCAUCGGCCUCUCAGCCUACUACAUGACCAAAGCCAUGUCGGACGCGGUGCAAACCGGCGUUGAUGCGUACGCGGAGGCAGGCGGGGUCGCUGAAGAAGCUUUGAGCAACAUCCGCACCGUGCACAUGUUUCAUGCGAUGGAGCGCAUCGCCGCCAAGUACCAAGUCGCGCUCGCCAAGACGGAAGCCGCCGGCGUCAAGAAGGGGCUGGCCAUCGGCGUUGGCACGGGUGUCAUGUUCUUCAUGCAAUUCCUCACGAACGGUCUCGGCAUGUACUAUGGCGCCGUCAAGAUCAGCAAUGAUAUCGCGGAUGGGUGCGUCACGAGCGACUGCUACAACGGCGGCCGCGUCAUCACCAUCUUCUUCUGCAUCGUCAUGGGCGCCAUGGCGCUCGGCCAGGCCGGACCGGCGCUCCAAGCCAUCUACACAGCGCGCGCGGCCGCCCACGAUGUCUUUGCGCUCAUUGCCCGCGCCUCGCACAUCGACGUGACGGACGAGUCGGGCACGGUCCUGGACCCCAAUAUGGUGCGUGGGGCCAUUGAAUUGGAAAACAUUUCGUUUGCUUACCCGUCACGCGCGCACGUCCAAGUGUGCGCCGGCUACUCGCUCUCGAUUCCCGCGGGCCAAAAGAUUGCGCUCGUGGGGGCGAGCGGGUCGGGCAAGAGCACGAUCGUCUCGCUCCUCGAGCGCUUUUACGACCCCGUGGGCGGCCGCAUUACGCUCGACGGCGUCGACUUGAAGGACCUCAACGUCGCGUCGCUCCGCGCGCAAAUUGGUCUCGUCGGCCAAGAGCCGAGCUUGUUUGCCGACACGAUCGCCAACAACAUCCGCCGCGGCAAGCCGGAUGCGACGCUCGACGAGGUCAUGGCCGCCGCCAAGCAAGCCAAUGCGUUCGACUUUAUCAUGGGGUUCCCCGCGGGCUUUGACACGGACGUCGGCGACCGUGGCGCGCAGCUCUCGGGUGGCCAGAAGCAACGCAUUGCGAUCGCCCGCGCGAUCAUCAAGAACCCGAGCGUGCUCUUGCUGGACGAAGCCACGAGUGCGCUCGACACGGAGAGCGAGCAUGUCGUGCAGGCGUCGCUGGAUGCGCUCGUCGCCGCCCGCCAGCGCACCACCAUCAUCAUUGCGCACCGUCUCUCGACGAUCCGAGGCGCCGACCGCAUCGUCGUGCUGAGCGACGGUGUCGUCGUCGAAGACGGCACCCACGACGAGCUUCUCUCGAUUCCCCACGGUCACUACAAGGGCCUCGUCACGGCGCAGAUGCGACACGCGAGCGACGACGAGGACAAUGCAAUUGACGACGCGUCAUUGGCGGCGGUCGUGACCGAGGCCACUGAGCGCCACAAAGAGAUGGGUGACGGCGCCUCGUCGACUGGCGAUGACGACGCGACGUCGGUCGACAGUGCCGGGCUCAAGCGGCCAUUGGUGCCUAUCUCGCGCGUGUGGCGUCUGAGCCGCCCCGAAGUACGGCAGUUGGUCGUUGGCAGUCUUGGCGCGCUCAUCCACGGCGCCGUAUACCCUGUCUGGGGCGUGCUUCUGACGAAAUGCGUCGUGCUCUUCUACCGCCAAGACCUCUCGUCGUCCGAGAUGCGCCAUGAAGCCAUGUGGUGGGGCCUCAGCUUUGUCGUCAUGGGCCUUGUGUACGUGCUUGCCAUCAUUGCGCAGUACCACCAGUUUGCCACCGCGUCCGAGCGGCUCACAGGUCGCAUCCGCUACAUGAGCUUCCAGGCGAUGCUGCGCCAGGACAUGGCGUGGUUUGACGACCCGCGGCACACGCCCGGCGCGCUCACGACCCGCCUUGCGACCGACUCGGCGGCCAUUCGGUCCAUGACGUCCGAGUCCCUCAACGCCGUUCUCGUCAACGCCUCGUCGCUCGGUGUCGGCUUUGGCGUCGCGUUCUACUACUCGUGGAAGAUGACGUUGGUGCUCGCCGCCAUCUUUCCGAUCCUCGGGUUUGCCAGCGUCAUGGAGAUGCAGACGCUCGGCGGCGGCGACAAGGACCUCAACGACGGCGACCUCCACGCCGGCGCGCUUCUCUCGGAAGCCAUCAAUGCGAUCCGCACCGUGGCCUCGUUUGGCCUCGAGAAAGCCACGAACGCAGCGUACCUGACCUACCUCCAGCAGUCGGCGUCGACCGACGUCAAAGUCGGUUUAAAGAGCGCGUGCGCGUACGGCCUCAGUCAGUCCACCAUGGUGCUGGCGAUCGCCACCACCUUCUACUUUGGCGGCUGGCUCCUCCUCCGCGGCGACGUGACGUUCGAAGCCAUGAUGACGGUCCUCAACGCGAUCCUCUUUUGCUCGUUUGGCGUCGGCAUCGCCGUCCAAGGGCUCGGCGACGUCGGCAAGGCCAAGAAGGCGGUCCAGAGCAUCUUUGGCAUCAUCGACCACGUCCCGAGCAUCGAUGCGAUGGCCGCAUCGGGCGCGACCCUAACGCACGUGCACGGCGACGUCGACUUUUCGCACGUGGCGUUUGCCUACCCGAGCCGGCCAGACGCCAAGAUCUACCGCAACUACAACCUCUCGAUUGCGAGCGGCCAGACGCUGGCGCUGGUCGGCGGCAGCGGCAGCGGGAAAAGCACCGCGAUUGCGCUCUUGCAGCGGUUUUACGACCCGAGCGCCGGCGUCGUGACGAUCGACGGCGUCGACAUUGCAUGCCUCAACGUCGCGUCGCUGCGCAGCCACAUUGCGAUCGUGUCGCAGGAGCCCGUGCUGUUUGCGGGCACGAUCGCUGAGAACAUCGCGAUGGGCAAGCCGAAUGCGAGUCGCGACGACAUUGAAGAGGCGGCGAGAAAGGCCAACGCCCACGACUUUAUCGCGCGGUUUCCAGACGGGUACGACACGUCGGUCGGGGACCGCGGCGUGCAAAUCUCGGGCGGCCAAAAGCAGCGCGUCGCGAUCGCGCGCGCCAUCAUUCGCGACCCCGCGAUUCUGCUGCUCGACGAGGCGACCAGUGCGCUCGACACGGAGAGCGAAGCCAUCGUCCAAGCGUCGCUCGAUAAGCUCCUGACGCUCAAGAAGCGGACGACCAUUAUUGUGGCCCACCGCUUGUCGACGAUCCGCAACGCCGAUGUCAUUGCCGUCGUCCACGACGGUCGCGUCGCCGAGCUCGGGACGCACGACCAGCUCAUGAACAUUCCCGACGGCUUGUACCAAAACCUCGUCGCUCGCCAAAUGAGCAAGACGACGACGUAAGGAUGU